Dendronephthya gigantea is the source of this 1985-nucleotide messenger RNA. Its product is annotated as homeobox protein Hmx-like. The transcript has 3 exons. The record is from RefSeq and is a predicted model, not a curated record. NCBI's taxonomy places the organism in Eukaryota, Metazoa, Cnidaria, Anthozoa, Malacalcyonacea, Nephtheidae. Bases 486 to 1079 code for a protein of 197 amino acids. Gene Ontology annotation, biological process: regulation of DNA-templated transcription. Gene Ontology annotation, molecular function: DNA-binding transcription factor activity, RNA polymerase II-specific; DNA binding.
UUUGUAUGGAUUCGCUUCGACUUGUGGAAUGUCAUUGUCCUUUUCUCAAAUUUUAGUAAUUGCAUGCAGUAAAUGCAUGCAGUGAGGCAAGAUUUGCUUCGCUUGACUGCAUGCAUGGAUUAACAUCCUCAUUUCAGCUUUAUAUGUGUGUCUCGCUUGUAGUUUACAGUUAUAUCUCAAGCUAAGGAUAUACGUACUGUUAUUUCUUGGGGCAAAUCUAAAAUAUCGAUAUCAGGCCCCUCUUUUUAUGUUGAACUAGAAACUGCUCAGCACAAUCAAAGACUAUAAUGCAUCGAGUCUAAAUCUGAAUACCAAGAAAAAGAAUCUGGUAAAAUCUUGAAGUUAUCCUGCUGGUGCGCAAGAAAACUAAAAGGAAUUGAUUAUUACAAUGAUGUUAAUAAAAUACCUGCCUUAGUACUAAUAUACGUACUGAACCAGCCAAUGUCGAAAAGGCACAAAAUGGGGUGGUAGUUCAACAGCUGAGAAUGGCUUUUGAAAUCGAAAAUGUGGAAGUUGAACCGUUGUUAUCACUACUCCAAAGGUCCCACAAACAGAUGAAAAACAUCAAAUGUGAGUCGCCUUUCAUUGAUGUGAAAGUAAACGAUGCCACGCGUUGUCAUGACAAGAGGAUUGACCUGAAUGAUCGAAAAAGACCAAGAACUGCUUUCUCAGCCCAUCAGAUCAAGGAAUUAGAGGAGGAAUUUGAGAGGAAUAAAUAUCUAACGGUUUCGCGAAGAGUGGAAAUGUCUAAAUCUCUGAAAUUAACCGAGACCCAGAUCAAGAUUUGGUUCCAAAACAGAAGGACAAAGUGGAAGCGCAAGAUGGCUGCCCAAAUGGAAUACGCCCAUAAUCUUUAUACACAGAGUAUAUUUAGUCAACCCAUGGGAAUGGCUGCGUGUUGUACCCCAGGAAAUGCACAAUAUUACAAUGGCUACCACACAUCGUCAACAGAAACAGGGCACCUACACUGCUGCCAUCAAAAUAACUUAUUAAGACAACCUUUUCCUUUUACAUAUCCAUGUAAUCUUUCUACGACAAAUUUCCCACAAACAAAUGAUAUUCGGCAGACGGCACUGUAGUAAUAUUAAUACAACACUUGACUCAAUUCAAUCUUUACGAACCAAUGUUUGUCUGCAUCGAAUAGGUUCAACUUCUCAUUAUAACACCUGUAUGUAUGUAAAGUUUAUUAUGAAUACAUAGCCUAAAAGAGAAUUUUGUAAAAAGUCUUAUAUAGAAUGUAAUUAUAUCGUAUACUGUUAUCCUCUGCAUGAUCAUGAGGAUACACACAUGCAUAUUCGUCUAUCCUCUCUUUGACACAGCUAGAUCCUUGCACAAAGGCCAAUGUAGCUAAUGACAUGGUUGCAUGAUUGUUCACUCCAUCCUAUAUGUGAAUGGAUAUAAAAUUCUUCAUGCACUGGAUCAAGAAAUCGCAGCAGUUCUAAAUAGGUUCGAAUGAGCAACCGGCUCCAGAUAUAGCUAUUCAUACAGGUUAUAGGUAGUAAAAACCUGGGUACAAGGUUGGUUAUAGCUACACGAGUUGUAAGACUACAUAUGGUUUGAACGAAUUGUUUAAUUGAUAAGAAAAUUAUUUUGCUUAUUCAAACACGCUCACAUUGAUGGGGAAGCGUUGGGGAUUUUUAAAAGUAUAUUGUCGGAAGCUUUCGGAGGCUUUAUAAGCUACGGGUGUGUGUCGCAAAUUAAUAUAUUUAAAUUACUUAAUGGUAUUAUGAAGAAGAUUUCUGAACAUGGACAAAAAAUUUAUCAUUGUCACUGUUAGUAUCAUUGUAAUACAUGCCGCAAUCAGUGUUUACCUUUGAUAAUUUCAUUGAUUAUUACGCCGUUUAUUAGGUUUCAUAAUAAUAAUAUCUCAUAUAGGACUCUGGCUGCAUGCAAUUGCACGAUAUUGCUAUAUUCUGAAGAAAUAUUCGAUCUAAUAAUAAUAGUCUUGAAAGCAAAAAGAACAAAGCAUCCAAUUAAACAGCGGU